Molecule: messenger RNA, 591 nt
Organism: Rotaria sordida
Lineage: Eukaryota; Metazoa; Rotifera; Eurotatoria; Philodinida; Philodinidae
Source: the annotation of a GenBank genome assembly
AUGACUCGUAUUCUUGUUGUUCUUGCUAUAUUUCUCUUAACUAUUCAAAUCAAUGGAUAUCCUAAUGGUGCACCAAAAAAAGUAUGUAUCGGUUCUAUGAUACCUCAUCAUCAUCAUCUUGCACCACAACCACCAGAAACAAGUCCAAUAACAAAUUUUAAUACAGCAUGGAAUCCUGAUAGUGAAACAAUAUCUAUUCAAAUCGAAUCAAAUCAACCAAUGAAAGGCGUAUUUAUACAAGGUCGAAGAAUAAAUGGUAAUGAGCCACUGGGUACAUUUGUUAAUAUUCCAUCAGAAACACAUCUUGUUCAUUGUUCAACUGGUGAUGGUAUAACUCAUAGUUCACCUCAAAAAUGGACACAACUUCAACUAACAUGGAAAAAACCAACAUCAAUAACAAGUCAAGAAGAAAUUCAAUUUUGGGCAACAAUUGUUGUUGAUUUUGAAAAUUUUUGGGUUGUGAAAAGUGUUCCUACAGAAUUAAAACACCAACAACGUGUCAUGACUUUCAUGGAUACGAUGAAAAACAUGAAAAAAAUGGCAUUUCAAAUGAUGAAAUGGACAAAAAUUGACUUAUUUCAAUAUGACUGA